This is a messenger RNA of Rhododendron vialii, 2276 nucleotides long. RefSeq names its product U11/U12 small nuclear ribonucleoprotein 65 kDa protein. Gene Ontology annotation, molecular function: pre-mRNA intronic binding; U12 snRNA binding. The transcript is spliced from 11 exons. NCBI's taxonomy places the organism in Eukaryota, Viridiplantae, Streptophyta, Magnoliopsida, Ericales, Ericaceae. Gene Ontology annotation, biological process: mRNA splicing, via spliceosome. The coding region runs from base 164 to 1621 and encodes 485 amino acids. The record is from RefSeq and is a predicted model, not a curated record. Gene Ontology annotation, cellular component: U12-type spliceosomal complex.
UAAAAUUACACCAAUCGGAGCCUAAAGGACGCGAGAACUGUCAUGCGUCGACCGUCGAGUGCGACGGUGUAGAAUCUGUUCACCGACGAUCUCUCUCUCUCUCUCUCUCUCUACGCCUUCUUGAUUUCAAGAAGGGCUAAAACCGACUUCUCUGGUCUCUCCCAUGGCUACCUUUACACCACUGCAGUCGUCGAUGAACCCUCAAACGACGCCGCACGUCGUCUACAACCAAGGAACGGCGACGGCGGCGUCAUCAGAAUCGCCGGAGGAAACGGCGGCGGCUACCCUAUUGAUUCGUCACUUUCCCGAAGCUAUCCCUCACGACACGCUCUCUCGGCUCUUCUCCCAUUACGGUGCUUCUUCUGUGCGGCCUUGCACCACUGGAAGGGUGAGAAACUGUGCAUUUGUUGACUUCAAGAGUGAAGCUUUGGCAACUCAAGCUCAUCGCCAAUUAAAUGGGUUGCAUUUUCUGGGUAAAGUCUUGUCAGUGGAGAGAGCUAAUAAAACAUCAGAGAAUAAUAAACAUCAACAAGCUGCUGCUCAAUCAGUGAAGCACUCAUCAUCUAUGACAAAGGAUGCUCCUGUGACCAGAGAUCUUAAUGCAGGAUCAAAAUUAGGAUCCUUUCCUACUAGUGAACCUAUUGCUGAAAGACUUGGCGUUGACUACCCCUUUCCUCCUCACCUUGAGUAUGCUUACCCUCCACCAGAUCGAGAUAUUCUUACCAACAUUGAAAAUGCUCUUAUUGCCAGUUCUCGAUUCUAUACACAGGUAUUGCACUUGAUGAACAAGAUGAAUAUUCCUGCUCCAUUUCGUAUGGCACUUCCUACUCCACCUCUACCGCCUUCUGCAGGAGUCCCUGCUCCGCCUUCCUCUCCACCACCUCCGCCCCCCCCAUUAGCUAACAAGCCUUCUUCAACUGAUCUUUCUAGUGGUGAGUCAGAAUUGGAGUCUUCAGAUGAGGAAGUUGAUGAUAAGGCAUAUCCUGCUGGAGUUCUAGGGGAAGUGAGACGAAAACGAAAGCGCAUCAAGCGCAAAUCCAUUGUAGGCCCUGCAGUUGAUAAAGAUGUGGCUCAUGAGGCUGUUGGAGUGAGACCUGCCAGCUUGGUUCCAAAAGAGAUCCCAGUGAUAAAAAAGAAGAACCCUGUUUUACAGAUCAAAAUUGUGCCUAAACAAGUGCAGAGUGAGCAAACAAAUCAAAGUGAAGUCGAGAAAGAACAAACCAUGCCUGACGAGAAUUUAGAUCUCAAACCUUAUCUAACUCCAGAUGAAUUGGAGGGUGGAAAGUUGCCUCCAGAGGAAAUUUUAUCACUUCCCAUGUUUAAGAAUUAUGCAGCUGGGAAUCCGGCUUCUGUGUUGUACAUAAAGAACUUGGCGAAAGAUGUGGUCGCUGAUGACUUUUAUUUCAUAUUCGGAUCACUAUUCAGAAGUACUGAUGCAGCUAAAUCAAAUCUAAGUACUAAACUGAUGCAGGAGGGAAGAAUGAGGGGACAAGCAUUUGUGACAUUUCCAUCAACUGAUCUUGCUCAUCAUGCUUUGAAUCUAGCGAAUGGGUAUGUGUUUAAAGGCAAACCAAUGAUCAUCCAGUUUGGUCGGAACGCUGCCACUGCCAAAGCAAACUAAAGCUGGGAAUUCGCUUUUGACAAGUCGAUCACUUUCUUAGACACUUCCAGUUGUCUCCUUAUGGUAAAUUAGCAAUCUGGUUGAUAAAGAAUUCAUGGCUUCUUUCUUUAAGUUCUGCGACAGAUGAUACUGCUAGGGAAUGCUGUUAUUCUACAUCAGUUUACAGAUGUUAUUUUGUUUGGCUUUCAGGGGCUUGACAUGAACACUGUGAGUGUCAUGGUAUUAGUUUGGCGUAUUUCAGUCUUCAUUAUUACAAAAGAGCUACGGUAUUAGUUUGGCAUUCUCAAGCCUAGAUGUGAUUGUAUUCGGCUUUCAAUGUACAAAGGGUCUAGGAAAUACUAGAUCAUGCGGUUGCGUUCGAAGACAAUUCUGGAGAUUUUUCUCUCUGAUGGGGCUUUCAUUUAGUGAUUCGUGUAUAUCUUAAGUUAGUAGACUUCUCCCUCCCGAAUUUACUUUGUUCAAUUUUGUAUCUCUUUUGUUUUUCUUGCUUUUUGUAAAUUCUUUUCCUUAGUAGAUGGAGAAUUUUCAGAUGAUGUGAUAAAUUGGAAUGGAAGGGUUUGGUGAAGAAAAUCAUAAAUUGGAUUGAAUGCUUAGCGUCAACUCUUGUUGGAAUUCUCUCUGCAACCUGAAUGAAGAUACACUGGACUUUCCAACA